AUGAGCAGAUAUCUACGGGUAGACGUGCUAAUAAGUUGUAGAGGUACACCUUGUUAUCUCUCAGAUGUUCCGUUGGAUUUUUUCGAAAAAAAAAAAAAGCAAAAUGCACAAGGAGAAAAAAAUGGUACCUUGAGCGAUAAAAACAACGAAAGAGUAAAAACAGAUAGAAUCAAAGAAAAAAACACUUUUUCCAUUUUAAAAAAUCCAAAUGGGAAAAAUAUCCAUAGUGACAGGAACUCCACGGAUGUAUGUACAAGUGCGUCUACCGAAAUAGAGAAAAAAAAAAAAAAAAAAAAAAAAAAUUAUUUCAAGUUGAAGAAGAAAUGGAAAAAUAAGUGUUCCAUGAAAAAUACCUGUCUUAAGUAUAAAAUAUUCACCAUAUGUAAUUACGACUUUGUAAAAGUUAUUAGAAAUGUGAGACAAGUUAAGCGUGUUGGAAAUGAGGUGAACAGGACUGACCGUAGAAAAGACAAAAUAGUAAGAACAUGGGGAGUAGUAGGAACUCACUUGGCAAAUGUUUUCGAUCAGCAUGGCAUAGAACAUAUGACUGAUCCUGAGAGGGUAGAAAAAAUAAAAAUUCUACAACAAAUUAAAGAAGAAAAGAUCUGUAUAGAGAAUCCAAUUCAAAAGAAAGUAAUGUGUGAAUAUACCAUUUAUUGGAAAAAGCACAAGAAAAUAAAUAUCAUCUUCACAGAAGGGUAUAACAAGAAGAAGAAAAAAAUUUUGCAAAAAAGAAUAAAAAAAAUUUACAUAUUUCCAAAAGAAAGUACUUUUAAUCCUUUUAUGAAUAAAUAUAUGUGUUACGAGGAUGUGAUAAAAUUAGAGAGGCACUUGACUAAGCAUUUAGUGCAUGAACAUGUAAUAGUAAUGGAAAAUUAUUUUAGUCUAAAUGAUGAAAUUGCUGUUAUGUACAAAUAUGGUGGCGUAUCUCUCAUGAGAUGGGAUAAAGACCAAAAAAUCUUUCAACUUGAGGAUAUGGCUACACGUAGGAACAGAGGCACACGAGGGUGUAAAAAAAAAUCCAGGGUCUUUUUUGCAAAAACGAGUGUGCAGGAGGGGAGCAACAAGAAUGAGAAGAAGAGGAAGGCUCUUGCGGAUGAUGUGGUUGAUGUGGUUGAUGUGGUUGAUGUGGUUGAUGUGGUUGAUGUGGUUGAUGAGGCUGAUGUGGUUGAUGUGGUUGAUGAGGCUGUUGAGGCUGAUGUGGUUGAUGUGGUUGAUGAGGCUGUUGAGGCUGUUGAGGCUGAUGUGGUUGAUGAGGCUGUUGAGGCUGUUGAGGCUGAUGUGGUUGAUGUGGCUGAUGUGGCUGAUGAGGCUGCUAAUGCUGCUUGCUCAAGGGGAGGUCGGUCAAGAGCAGGUGAGGUAUCACUAGGAAUAUCUCGCCCAGAUAGGGCUCAGACAUGUGCAAAGGGGUAUCCAGACAGAAAUUUAAUUGAUAGAGGACCAAAUAAAAGAGAGAGAAAAACUGUCAAAGAUGAUGCCAAAACAAGCAUGGGUGAUAAAGAGUCAUAUAUGAAUUUAGGAAAAUAUACCUACAUGUGGAGAAGUAAUCUGGGGACGAGAAAAAAAAAAAAGGAAAAAAAAAAAAAAAAAAAUGUAUAUAUUUACAUUUAUCCAGAAUAUCUGAUGGCAGAAAUUAUGAGACAACUGUUAACAGUAUGCUUUUAUCUGUAUGAAAAAAAAAUAUUUCAUAGUGAUAUAAAACCAUCAAAUAUAGUUGUAAAAAAUGUAAGGAAGAAAAAUAUGAAUAGGAUUUAUUAUUGUAAACGGGAAAAAAAAUGGUAUUUGCAUAAACUCGGUGUAAUUAUAAAAAAAAAUAUAUAUAUCAAGCUCAUUGAUUUUGAAUAUGCCCAAAAAAUAUAUGAAGACAAAGCGAAUAUUGGAGGUACAACAUCGUUAUUUAAACCACUUGAAGAUUUUCAACAUGUAAAAAUUGAUGCUUCAUCCAAAAUGGUGUGGACUUUGGGAAUAACGCUUUUCAUAUUAUCAACAGGCACACAUCCCUUCAGCAAAAUAAAUAACGAUAUGCAUAUUUUGUACCUACUACAAGAUAAAAAUUUUGAUGUGAGAAAACGGUUCAUAAGGUACACUUAUUUUUCGAAUUCCUUUAAAGACCUCCUUGAGAAAAUGCUGAAUGUCGAUUGCACCCGCAGGGUCCCUUUCUUUGACUUGUUUCUUCACCCCUUCGUUCUUUUCGGGGGCGAGGUCACGUGGUGA
Messenger RNA from Plasmodium gonderi, 2214 nucleotides. Its product is annotated as serine/threonine protein kinase. Gene Ontology annotation, cellular component: cytoplasm; nucleus. NCBI's taxonomy places the organism in Eukaryota, Apicomplexa, Aconoidasida, Haemosporida, Plasmodiidae. Bases 1 to 2214 code for a protein of 737 amino acids. The record is from RefSeq and is a predicted model, not a curated record. Gene Ontology annotation, molecular function: protein serine/threonine kinase activity; ATP binding. The transcript has a single exon. Gene Ontology annotation, biological process: mitotic DNA damage checkpoint signaling; protein phosphorylation.